AUGCGGAUUCAGCUUCUUGCGCGCUCCUCAGCAUCUAACAAAGACUUCUACAAGAUUUUUGCCAUUUUGUUUAUCAUAAUCUACUUUUUCUUGUGGCUUUCCAAGCCUAAUUGUGACGAAGAGUUGAGCUGGACUGCCUGUGACAAAAAUGUUAUCAAACUAAAGAGCGAAGUUACAAGAAAUGAUUCAGCUAAGCGGAUGGGGAGAUAUAUUCUGCCUGAGUUGAUACGGAAGGUUUACGUGGACAGAACUCGCGCUGAGUUUUUGAAGCACUGGUGUCGUGAAAGACAUGCCAGGUUAGACUGGGAGGCCAUGUUGUCUCCCUGUGCAGACCAGAUCGCCUGGAACUCUCCAAGGAGCAAAGAAGAUGCUACAGAUCCCAACACAAGCGUUAUCUCACUCUGGGAUAUUAGACCUGUAGGUGAAUACAGUCGUUUUAGCAUUCGGUCACAGACUGUAGAAGGACAUCCAAAGAGACGGGGUGGAGACACAUGGAGAGUGGUUUUAAGAGGCCCGUCGUCUAUAUCCCCAACUGUAAUUGAUCAUAAAAAUGGAACAUACGAGGCGUUGUUUCUAGUAAUGGAAGCAGGUGUCUACAUAAUGAACAUAACUUUGGAUUUUACUUUGUGUAAAGGUUUUCUCGAUCCUCCAGUUGACUGGUUUAUUGUUGGUAAGUCCCUUUUAUCGUUUUCAGCGCAAACCUACCUACAUGUCUAUAAGGCAGACACCUCACUAAGACGGACACUAGAGUUGAUCCCUGCUCUAAAACAGACACCUAGAGCUGCCCACUGACUUUCUUCAGUCCUUUUCUUUGACUAUGCAUAAGGCGGACACGCACUGGUCCCAACGGUGUUCGUUUUAGAGAACUGCAGAACCGUCCGCACUCGAGAGAGUGUAUUAAAAAAACGAGGAACGAGGAACAGGCUCUGGGGACGAGAAAAUGGAAAAUGGAAACAAAGAAUUAUAGAAAUUAAGUUACUGAUAGGGCUGGGGUUUAAGAUUGGUUUUGUUCCCACUUUUGAUAACCCUUCCUCUGCGCUCAUUCUCCAUUUCCCGUUGCCUGAGCAUUCCCCGUUUUAGUAACAUCUCUUGAGAGGUGCUAGCUGGCGUUAACAGAAGGAGGAUCGACUGUAUGCUUCGACUCAGUUGGCCUACGAGCGUGUUUGAACUUACUUGUUAAGAUAUUACCACAACUGGUCGUAACACUGAUUAUUGCUUUUUUUAAAAAAAAAAAUUCUCAAGGAAACGCGCAGGGUAAAAACCAGCGGCACUUAGGAGUUGAAGGAAACAAAGACUUUCUCCAAGCACCACUCUGGAGUGGAAAUCCUUUGCAAAUAACAGUCCCACCAGCCGAGGGCGGUAAGAUACAUUUGAGCUUGUCUGCUUGUUGUAGUUGAUGGACCAGUGAAAGUACUGCAUUUAUAGAAACGUCUAAAUGGCCGACUUAUAGGAAUAUUGCAGUUCUGUUGCUUUUUGUAAUGCAGCACUCAGUUUUCGUGGUGUUUAGGUAACUUUUGCCGUGUAUUUUUAUCGUUAUUUAAGGACGCCAGUCGCUGUCCAGCAUUUCAGAGGCAUAUUUAAGCGGAAUUAGUGGUGCACAUUGUGGUGUCACGUGUAAUUUUAUGUGGGACGGUUAUGGCCGUUGGGUGCAAGACACCUGGAAAUCAUAUGUUAAAGGUAUGUGUCGAAGGGAAAAAGGUUUUUCAAUAUUUAAAGCAACUUAGUCGUUUAAGGAGAAAGACGAAGAGAAGAGGUGGCCGUGAGGUAAGGCUUGAAGAAAAGAUAACAGGAGAGAGGUGGAGGAUGGAGUGGGGCGGAGUGGAGGGACAGAAAAAGACUUGGAGAUGAAAGGAGAACACUCUCAGUUCAGGAGAUGAAACUCGUUGGGAGAUGAAUAACAUGAGAUAAGUAAGUAAAAAUAGGGAGGAGAAAGCAGAAGAGGGGUGGGGUUGAGGGGAAAAACCAACCAGGCAAGAGUGGAGGAGAGGAAAGAGUAUUGAUACAGGUCCAGGGAAAGAAAGGAGAGGAUAAGGGGAAAGAAGAAAUGAGAUGGGGUGAAUGGGAGAGAAUUGUUAGAAGUGGCCAUGGAGAAGAUCGAAGGGCUGAGGAGACUAGAAACAGAAAAGAAGUCGGAAGGACAAAGCAUAAAAAGGGAGGAUGGAGGGGUGAUGGGAUAAAGGAGCUGUUGGAGGAGGGCGACGGAAGGGAUAGAGGGAGGGAGAGGAUAAGAAAUGUACAAAGUGGAAAUGUCCAGGCCCCGAUUGUUCAAAAGAUGGAUAGCGCUGUAUAAAUCACUAUCCAGUGGAUAAGUAUUAGGAAAAGCAAUUGCGCUUUCCAGUGGAUAGAGUUUUAUCCGGUGGAUAGCGUUAUCCACCUUUUAAACAACUGGGGCCAGGAGAGUUAAUCAAGAAGGACCUUGUAGAAGGCGAUAAAAGCUCGCUUUCAGUUUUCCAUGCAAUUGUCUUUUCAGAGUCACAUCGUUAUCAGCAACUCCACAGCAGGAAAUUAAGUACCUUGUGGGUUUAUGGCGAUUCCGUCAACGUCUUCUUUGCACACUCGCUAAAAACGCGAAAAAUUUGUCGGGAAAUUUUUAAGGAGUGUAAUUACAGCUACAACUGGAUUUAUCCAGUUCACAACAUUACAGCUGCCAGGAGGGAAAAUGAUAACUUAGAUUACGACAACGAAAAAGUUUUGCAAACGUUUCGUCAAGUUUUUGAGCGUCCUGAGAUGGAUGAAAGAAGUGCAAUUAUACUGAACUUUGGUCUUCAUUUCGUUGAAAGCGUAAACUUUUCAAAUUACAGGCAACUUAUCGAUGGUUUGGUGAACGUGCUGCAAGGUAAACAUAAAGCCAUGAGAUCAAAUGUAACCCAAAGAAAGUAUCGGGGAACAGUGAUCUGGAAAACUACGACAGCGAUUAAUAAGGAAAAAGCCAGUAAUAUUCAUCUUGGACAUAAGAGAUUUAUAACACAACAGGUAGGCGCUUAUUGCGACGUUAGAGGCUAUUCACAUGAUAUCGGAAUGACUUUCAUUCUGGAACGAGUUCAUGCCAUCUCCAUUUUAUAUUUCUCUGCAUUUGUUUGCAUGAUACCGAAACGACAGUUUUUUUCCCGUACAAGUCAUUCCAGAAUGAGUUCAUUCCGGUUUUCAUUCCUAAUAGAAUUCUCGUUCUACUACGAAAUUUUCAUCCUGGUAUCAUGUAAACUGAAAAGGAAUUUUGUUCCCAACACACCCAACACACGCAACGGUUGAGUGUUACCCGAACAUUUUGAAGUCGGAUUCUCUGAAGGUGCCAAAGUUGCCUUUCCGAUUGUCACUAAGAGCUACAAACUCAUUGGCAAUACAAGUACAAGACAAAGUUUGUCUGUUCUCUGUUUGUGGGUGUUCAGUAUUGUCAGAUAACUAAACCUUGUAAGUGACAGAUCUGGGGCACCAAAGUAAAACAAAAAUUAUUUUACCAUCCGAAAAAGUGGAUGGGCUAAAGCCCGCCCAGCAUUGGCAACAGCUACAAGACAAAGUUUGUCUGUUCUCUGUUUGUGGGUGUUCAGUAUUGUCAGAUUACUAAACCUUGUUUGUGUGGUAAGUGACAGAUCUAGGUGACCAAAGUAAAAAAAAAAUUUUACCAUCCGAGAAAGUGGAUGGGCUAAAGCCUCCUCAACCCCCACCCCCUGCGCGGUCCCUGUGUGGAUAAUUCUUCAAUCUGAUUUACUCUCUCCCUACAGCGCAUCUUGCUUUUCAACGCUUUUGCGACCUCACGCAUGUGCAAAGCAGGAUUCAAGGUUCUUGAUGUCUUCCCCAUAAGCAAUUCUUACCCUCAAGGGACUGGAACUCACGGUGCCAAGGGACCAGUUAAAAACGAUAUCGUACACUAUAGUAACUUGGCCUUCAGUCCAGUUGAGGAAUUGUUGGAGCAGUAUUUUGGCGGAGAUUAA
This is a messenger RNA of Porites lobata, 3929 nucleotides long. NCBI's taxonomy places the organism in Eukaryota, Metazoa, Cnidaria, Anthozoa, Scleractinia, Poritidae. The record is from the annotation of a GenBank genome assembly.